UAAUUCUUGAAAAUUUAAUAACAAUUUCUUAAUUUAAUAUCUGGAAUACCCCUUUUUAGGGCUUUAUUGAGAUAAGAUAUCAGUGGAAGUCAAAAAAGAAUUUAAUGUUAAGAGUUUCUUCUCUCUAAUUUUAUUUUAUUUCAUUUCUUUUUUUCUUUCUUUCUCCUCUCUUUCUCUCACCAUCACACAUAACACAGAAGAGUCCAUGGCUGCUUCUUCAUCCUCUGCUGCUUCCUUCUUUGGAGUUCAACAAGAUGAUCAAUCUCACAUUCUUCCUCCUAAUUCCUCCGCAACCGCUCCUCCUCUUCUUACUCACCACCAGCCACCGCAGUCUCAGCAGCCCCUUGAUGCUCCACCGCAGAAAAAGAAGAGAAACCAACCAAGAACUCCAAAUUCCGAUGCAGAAGUGAUAGCUUUGUCUCCAAAGACACUAAUGGCUACAAACAGAUUCAUAUGUGAAGUAUGCAACAAAGGGUUUCAAAGAGAACAGAACCUACAACUUCACCGAAGAGGACACAAUCUUCCAUGGAAACUUAAGCAGAAAUCGACCAAAGAAGUGAAGAGGAAAGUGUAUCUUUGUCCGGAGCCCACGUGCGUCCACCAUGACCCGUCACGUGCUCUCGGAGACCUCACCGGAAUCAAAAAACAUUAUUACCGAAAACACGGUGAAAAGAAGUGGAAAUGUGAGAAAUGUUCUAAGCGUUACGCUGUUCAAUCGGAUUGGAAAGCUCACUCCAAGACUUGUGGUACCAAAGAAUAUCGUUGCGACUGUGGUACACUAUUCUCCCGGCGAGACAGUUUCAUUACACACAGAGCCUUUUGUGACGCGUUGGCUCAAGAGAGUGCGAGGCACCCAACUUCUUUGACUUCUUUGCCAAGUCACCACUUUCCAUACGGACAAAAUACCAACAACUCCAACAAUACUUCAAGCAUGAUCCUUGGUUUGUCCCACAUGGGGCCCUCACAGAAUCUUGAUCAUCAGUCCGGCGACCGUCUCCGACUCGGAAGCAGCGGAGGAGGAGGUGCAGGAGCCGCCUCACGCUCUUCCUCCGAUCUCAUUGCUGCAAAUGCUUCGGGUUACUUCAUGCAAGAGCAAAACCCUAGCUUUCAUGAUCAACAAGACCAUCAUCACCAAGGGUUUUUGGCUGCAAGCAAUAACAUCAAGCCAUCACCAAUGAAUUUUCAACAAAGUCUGAUGCAGUUCUCACAUGAUAACCAUAACUGUCCUUCCUCCAAUGUCUUCAAUCUCAGCUUCCUCUCUGGACGCAAUGGAGUUGCUUCUGCUACAAGCAACCCUAAUGCUGCUGCUGUUUCAUCUGGCAAUCUUAUGAUUUCUAACAAUUUUGAUGGGGAAAAUGCUGUUCGAGGCGGAGGAGGAGAAGGAGAAGGAAGUACAGGUCUCUUCCCUAACAAUCUGAUGACCUCGGCGGACAGAAUCAGCACAGGAGCAGUGCCUUCACUCUUUAGCUCAUCAAUGCAAAAUCCCAAUUCAACAACUCACAUGUCAGCCACUGCUCUUCUUCAGAAAGCUGCUCAAAUUGGUUCAAGCUCGAGCAACAACAACAAUAGUAACAAUGCUUCAUCGAUUCUAAGAAGCUUUGGGAGUGGAAUGUAUGGAGAAAGCGAGAGUAGUCUUAAUGAUUUGAUGAACUCAUUCUCUAACCCAGGCGCAACGGGAAACAACGUUAAUAGAGUAGAUUCUCCGUUUGGUUCAUACGGAGGAGUGAACAAAGGAUUAAACGCUGAUAAACAAAGCAUGACCAGAGACUUUCUUGGGGUUGGACAGAUCGUAAGAAGCAUGAGUGAAAGCGGAGGGUUUCAACAACAACAACAACAACAUGGGAAUAGUACAGAAAGAGUUGGCUCCUCCUCGGAUUCCGCCGAUAGAAACAGCAUAAAUGUGAAUCCUGGUGGUGGUCCAGCAAGUUCACCACCCUAUGGAAUCCAUCGUGCUAGUUUCUAGCUAAGACGAUUUUUUUUUAAAAAGGUUUUUAGUUCAUCAAAGUACAUAUGCUAUAUCUUUCAGGUAUGCAUAUUGUCAUCAAACCCCAUUUGAAGUAAUUAAUUAUAUUUUAGUCGCAAAAAGUUGCAAUCUAUCUACACUCACCUCCUUUUUUUCUUUUGUAAAAGAUCUACCUUUAUAUAAAUGAAUUUCCUCCUGAAUUCUUUUAUUCAGAGUUUA
Molecule: messenger RNA, 2182 nt
Organism: Brassica rapa (field mustard)
Lineage: Eukaryota; Viridiplantae; Streptophyta; Magnoliopsida; Brassicales; Brassicaceae
Product: protein indeterminate-domain 5, chloroplastic
Cellular component (GO): nucleus
Molecular function (GO): DNA-binding transcription factor activity
Source: RefSeq, a predicted model, not a curated record